UACCCCUUACUUUUGAUAAACUACCCCUUUUCCUCUCUCGUUUACGGAGAAGAGUGCAUGUCAGUCACUAGUACGACACUUGAGUGUGUACAUGCAGCUCGCUAUUAAAAAAAUAGGGGUGUCGAUGUCAUCCCUCUCUUUCUCUCUCGUAAUCCAUCUUCACGUAUAAACUCAAUAUAAUAAAAUCUUUCACGUCCGCUGCAGUCGGUGGGAAGGAAAAAUGGAAAAAAGAAAAGAAAAAGAGUCUUUUUGCUGUUAGAAGAGAAAAGAAGCUCCAAAACAAUCGAUCGUGCCUGGAAAAGCCGGAGAAUCUCCGGCCCAGUUCUCCGUCGGAAGAAGUACGGUCGUGUCGGAAUGUCAGAUACCGGUCUCAGAUCGUCACUCUAAAAGAUUUCGUUACUUUUGCUUGAAUAUAGCGGUUUUCUGUCAGUCGAUUCGGAAUGCGGCUUGCGUUUUACUGUAAUGAGGCUUUUGUUGUGUUCCGUCGCUGUUUUUUGGUGAAAUUGCAGCUUUUCUCGGGUUUGUAGCUUUGCGUCUGCGCCACAAAUGAAGAUUUUUUCUACACAUAUAUGAAGAAUGGUUUGCUUGUUAUGGUGAGAUGAACAAUCUUAAGAGCAAGAAGGUCCAUGAUUUUGAGAAGCCGUUUCCCGGAUGUAUGGGAAGAAUGGUUAACUUUUUCGACUUGGGCCCGGGAAUGGCUGGAAACAGGCUGCUUACGGACAGAGCACAUCGAGAUGGUGCUCCACUUCCAAGAGGUCAGGUGCAUGCUAAAAAGGUGGUCGAACCCAAUGGUGAUCACAUAGAGGAUAAACCAGUGCAAUUUUGGGGCAUGCAGGCAGCAUAUGAGUCAAAGAGUUCUUCAAACAAGAAAUCAAAUGGAACGCCCAUGAAGAUGCUUAUAGCCCAAGAAAUGUCGAAAGAAACAGAGUCUAAGCAUCAGCCACCUAGUGUUGUUGCUAGGUUGAUGGGGCUUGAUGGCUUGCCGGCUCAGCAACCAGCUUCAACUGCACAAAGAAGCAUGCCAGAAGGCUUUUUGCGAACUGCUUCUAUUAAGCCUGGGUUGGUGCGGAGAUAUCGGCAUCAAGAAAAUGUCCUCCUGGAUGAGCAAAUGCCCGAUUUCCAUCUGUCUCAGGCUAGUGCCCAGGAGCAGCCAGAAUAUAAAGACGUGGGUGAUGUCUGGCAGCAAUCAUAUGUCAAAGAUCAACCACAGCAGAAUGGGAGAUAUAAUGAGAACUCAAGUGAGAAAAAGAUGGCACUUGUUCGCCAAAAGUUCAUUGAAGCAAAACGUCUAUCAACAGAUGAAAAGCUUCGUCAGUCGAAGGAGUUCCAAGAUGCACUCGAGGUCCUGAGCUCAAACAGAGAUUUAUUUCUCAAGUUCCUUCAAGAACCGAAUUCCCUGUUCUCAAAGCAAGAACCGAAUUUCUCAAAGUAUCUCUACGAACUUCAGUCUAUUCCUCCAUCCCCUCCGACGAACCGUAUUACAGUACUGAAGCCAUCAAAGUCUGUGGAAAUGAAUGGGUGUGUUGGUUCGGAUACGAAGACUGAAAUGCAGAUAAAGAAACAACAACAGUUGGCUGAAGAAAAUCAAUGGGACAAGAACAAGCAUAGCUGGACUUCUUCCUUUGCUCAUCAGAAGGCUGAUAACUCCCAGCCAACGAGGAUUGUGGUUUUAAAGCCUAGCCCUGGAAAGACCCACGAUAUCAAGGCUGUUGCCUCUUCCCCGACCUCAUUACCAAGAAUGCUACACGAUAAAGAUUUGUAUAUAGAUGCAGGAACUGAUGAAUCGAGAGGAUCAAGAGAAAUAGCAAAGGAGAUCACGCGCCAGAUGCGAGAAAGCCUUAGUAGCCGGGGGGAUGAAGUUUUGGUUUCGUCUGUGUUAUCAAAUGGGUAUGUCGGCGAUGAAAGCUCAUUCAAUAGGUCGGAAAAUGAGUACUUACAAGAGGAAAAUCUCAGCGAUUCAGAGAUUAUGACACCAACGUCAAGACAUUCUUGGGACUACAUCAACAGAUACAGCAGUCCGUAUUCAUCAUCUUCCUUCAGUCGGGCAUCCUAUUCGCCAGAGUCAUCGGUCACUAGAGAAGCUAAGAAGCGGCUUUCAGAGCGGCUGGCAAUGAUGACAUCAACUGGGAAUAGUCAAGAGCAACGACAAGUCCGGAGAAGCUCUAGCACAUUAGGUGAGAUGCUCGCUCUUCCAGAUAAGAAGAAUGUAAGAUCUGGUAAAGAGGGCAAUGGAGGGCCCAGCACCUCCAGCAGCAGGUCAUAUGGUGGAGAAAAAGAACUGAGGGGUCCACUGGCCUGCUUGUCUGGUAGUGGGAACAGGGAGGAGGGUAUGGAAGAUUCUCCUAGAAAUCUAUCAAGGUCGAGGUCUGUCCCGGUAUCAUCUACAGCAUAUGGAAAGGUUGGGUUGAGUGAUGAAGUUCCUGAUCCCAAAAUCAGCAAGUCCAUUGUUCAAAAGGAGGUAGCAAAGCCAAAGAGUGGGAAGUCAUCAUUCAAGGGAAAGGUUUCGAGUUUAUUCUUCUCCAGGAAUAAGAAACCUAGUAAAGAGAAAUCUGUUCCAUUUCCUUCUGUCGGAGUUCAAGUCGAAUCGCAGUCUUCUGCUGCUGGAACACCAGAGAUUCUCCCUGAUGCAAAGCAGCUAUCUGUCGGUUCGAUAAGUGGGGAUAUUCCAGAAUGUGCUAGCGAUGGUGGCUUUGGAGAAGGGCAUGCACUCAAUCUGGUAGGAUCAUCAUCUUCAGCUUCCAUCUUGGUGGGACCGAAACUGAGCACUUGCUCUUCUGAGGCAGUUUUAUCUUUGGCGAAACCCCGUGCACCUGAAAAUGCAAGUGAGAACCAGGACCAGCCAAGUCCCAUUUCAAUUUUAGAAGCACCAUUUGAAGAUGAUUUCAACACUCCACAAUCCUCUGAAAAUGUCAAUGAAGACUACUGUUCAGAACCAUCUGCGCGUCUCCACCACAAAUCUGGAUUAGCUGCCAAAUCUCCUUUGAUAUCAGUCACACGUUCCCUUUCAUGGGAUGAUAAUGUCUCGGAAACUGCCACAACAACGUAUCCAUUGAAACCAUCGAGCACAACAAAACCAUCGGCAGUUGCCUCCAACACGGAGGAGGAAGAACGUGAAAGAUUUUUGUUCGUCCAGUCAUUACUCUCAGCAGCUGGUUUAGAUCAUAAGAAGCCCGACACAGUGUUUUCCAGAUGGCAUUCGGCAGCGAGCCCGUUGGACCCAUUGUUGCUGGAACAAUGCAUGGACUGGAAAGAAGAAGAUGAGGAGCAGCAGCCGAAUGAGGCAAGGCGCCGGAAACGGAGGUUGGACAGGUGGCUUCUAUUCGACUGUGUAAAUGCGGCCCUGGUGGAUAUGUUGGGCUCUGGAACAGAUGAGAACAGCCCCGGGUCAAUGGAUCUCUGCAGGAAGUCAGCCCCACCAGGGGGGACAGUGGCGGAGCAAGUGUGGGGAAGAGUGAGGGAGUGGGUUUUAGGGGAGACAAGGUGGUUUUCCGAGGAAAGUGAGACAAGCAUGGUGGUGGAGGAGAUGGUGAGGAAGGAGGUGGUGGAGAGAGGGUGGGGGGAGCUGAUGAGGGUAGAGGUAGAUGGGUUGGGAAGGGAGAUGGAGAGGAAAUUGAUUGAGGAGCUGUUAGAAGAGAUGCUGGUUGAAUUGACUUGUGCUUUGUAAUGACUUGUUUUUCUUUUCCUUUCUUCUUCUUGUUUUUUUCUUUUUUAAUAUUCCUUCCUCUUUUUCUAUUAUUAUUAAGAUGAGGAUGAUUUGUUUUAUGGGGUGGUUCACCAACGAAAAAAGAAGCAGGUGAGUCCGUAUGUGUUUGAUAAUGAAUUCUGUCAAUUAUUUGUGUCUGCA
Messenger RNA from Magnolia sinica, 3844 nucleotides. RefSeq lists its product as uncharacterized. The record is from RefSeq and is a predicted model, not a curated record. Lineage: Eukaryota; Viridiplantae; Streptophyta; Magnoliopsida; Magnoliales; Magnoliaceae. The transcript has 8 exons. Bases 599 to 3664 code for a protein of 1021 amino acids.